Molecule: messenger RNA, 705 nt
Organism: Cyphellophora europaea CBS 101466
Lineage: Eukaryota; Fungi; Ascomycota; Eurotiomycetes; Chaetothyriales; Cyphellophoraceae
Exons: 5
Coding region: 1-705 (234 amino acids)
Molecular function (GO): oxidoreductase activity, acting on the CH-OH group of donors, NAD or NADP as acceptor
Source: RefSeq, a predicted model, not a curated record
AUGCCUAAUGCUGUCAUCACCGGUUGCAACUCGGGUAUCGGACAUGAAUUUGCAAAGAUCUUAAUUGGUGAUGGCUAUACAGUGUAUGCGCUCGAUGUCUCUUCAGGGGACAAGCUACGCAGCUUAGAAGGACCUAAGUGCAAGAUCGGUCAGCUCGACGUGUCUGAUAUAGACUCAAUUCGUGGUUUCGGAGACAGCCUCGGCAACGAGCCGAUCGAUGUGUUGCUGAAUAUCGCUGGCGUUAUGCCGUCUAUAGCGAAGGACGACCUCGACUCGCUAGAGAUGGCGACCAUGAUCAAAUGCUUCGGUGUCAAUGCCUUUGGGCCGUUCUUCUUGACCCAGGCUUUGUUGCCAAACAUCCUGGCAGCUCCGGCACCGCGAAGAGUCUGCGUGACUUCAUCACGUGUGGGAUCAAUCACGGAUAACAGCUCUGGCCGAUAUUACUCGUAUCGAGCAUCGAAGACAGCGGUCAAUAGCUUCUUCAAGAACUUUGCUGUGGAGCUCAAGGACAAAGAGGUGAUUGUGAGCAUGCUACACCCAGGCUUCACUAAAUCAAACCUCGACCCAGAUGAUAACAUUAGAAAGAUUCCCGAUGCCGUUGAGCCUGUAGAGGCUGCAGAAAAGCUGUGGAAAGUCGUUAUGAGCAAGAAUCUUGAUGACACGGGCAAGUUCUGGCACCGAGAAGGCAUGGAACUCCCGUGGUAG